Amyelois transitella is the source of this 894-nucleotide messenger RNA. RefSeq lists its product as uncharacterized. NCBI's taxonomy places the organism in Eukaryota, Metazoa, Arthropoda, Insecta, Lepidoptera, Pyralidae. The record is from RefSeq and is a predicted model, not a curated record. The coding region runs from base 214 to 819 and encodes 201 amino acids. The transcript has 2 exons.
CAUUAGCCAUUCGUUUUUGUGGUUCGUGUUUGGUUUUUGCUUGCUUACGUUUGUGUUUGUGGAAUGAAAGAAAUAAUUAGUAACUAAAACUUUAUCCUUAGGAAAAAUUUGCUAUUCUAGCGUAUUUACACUUUCAAUGUUGAGAAAUUAGUAAUCAUUGAAAACAUGUGCUUCUAGUAUUACAAAAAAUCACUGUUGGUGAGAUCUUAAAAAAUGGCCACCGUUUUUGAUAGCCCUUUUAUUAGACAACGUAUUAAUCGGCUAAGACAACGAGACUUAGAUUUUGAAGAGGACCAAAGAUUUGGGCGAUGUGACUGUACGAGUUACUCGUAUUUUGUACUUUCGAUGGUUCUGUUUUCUGUCGGUACUGUAAUUACAGUAUUGGCGUUAGGAGGUGCUGAUGGUUAUAUUCUUACUAAUUUGGGACACAUGUGGCUUGUAGGGCCUAUAUUUAUAUGCUCUGGAAUGAUGGUAGCAGUGAAAAGUAUGUUAUACUUACGAAGAAAAAGUGUUAUUCAGAUGCUGUUACAUCGUCGUGCUUUAAUAAGAGAUAUGGCUGCUAUGCCGGCGGAACAAGCAUAUAGUGGCCAGGUGCCAAGGACAGCUUCCAGUGCCACCCUCCCCCCAUCGUACGACGCUCUUAUAGCCAAUGCAGCCACAAGUAAACCCCAGCCUUCUAGCUCAGAACCUCCGCCACCUACAUAUGAUGAAGCAAUGUGCCUCAUUCACGAUGAAAAAGCCCACAUCAGACAAAAUGAGGCAAGCUCUAAACAAGAGACAAGUAACCAUUUGUCUGAAAUUGACAACAGUAAACCAUGAAACUUACUGACUACACCUGAGUGUACCUAGCACUGUAAGAAAAUCUCAAUUCUUCCUUUUGUACUUAUUGAAACA